This is a messenger RNA of Oryzias melastigma (Indian medaka), 3053 nucleotides long. RefSeq names its product adaptor related protein complex 1 associated regulatory protein (gene ap1ar). Lineage: Eukaryota; Metazoa; Chordata; Actinopteri; Beloniformes; Adrianichthyidae. Gene Ontology annotation, biological process: negative regulation of substrate adhesion-dependent cell spreading; regulation of Arp2/3 complex-mediated actin nucleation; negative regulation of cell motility. The record is from RefSeq and is a predicted model, not a curated record. The transcript is spliced from 10 exons. The coding region runs from base 62 to 961 and encodes 299 amino acids. Gene Ontology annotation, molecular function: AP-1 adaptor complex binding.
AUUGAGCUCCAGCAGAUGCCGGGGGGAGAGGGAGCCGAUACAAUCAACCCCCGACAAUGCGAUGGGUAACUGCUGGGCUUACUGCGUCGGCCUCUUUCGGAGGGAAGCCAGCAGGAUCCAGCGAGGAGGCGGGUCAAAGUACUUCAGGAGCAGCACCACAGGGGAACAUUACACAAUAGAGUUUGACAAUCUGGUAGAAAGCGAUGAGGCUGAGAGUCCACAGCCAUGCCCAAGGCCUAUAAGUGAGGAUGAGCUGAAGAACCUCAAAGAACAUCGUUAUGCUGCUAUCUCAGACAAGCAAGUCCUGAUAGACCGAAAGCUACAAGCUGACUUAGAGGCACAAGAGGAGAAGUUGAGGCUAGAAGAGGAGGCUAGAAACGCUGCCCAGCGUGAGGCCGCCAGGCUGGCACGUGAGCGAAAACUGAAGGAGUUGCCUGCACAGAGGACGCGCGGGAAAGCAGACGGAGCCAGCAGUGAAGCCCAGCAAAAAAAACAAACCUCCGGAGAGGAUUUCGAUGUCUACCUCCAGAAUGUUAAAGCCCAGUCUGAGGCUUUUAGAAGCAACAGACUUCCGUCAGACACAAACACAGUAACUCCCAACACGGAGUACAGCUGGGAUUUCACUACAAAGACCCGCUCCACCAACGAUGACGGGACCUCUCUGGAUCUGGAGUGGGAGGACGAGGAAGGAAUCAAUCGCGCUCUUCCGGCGUGGGAGCGAUCUCGAACAGAGGAGGACAUCCUGCGCGCAGCUCUGAGACCCGGCGGCAGACCGCCGCACAGCGGGCCGACCUCGGCCUCCGAGGACUCCAACGCUCUGGAGUGGGAGAACGAUUUCGUGAGCUCCCGCCCAGAGGACAAUCCAGACGUGGAAUUUGAAGGCUUUGUCAAUCCCGUCCUCGACACUCCCUCUGAGGACGUGUCGGACGGCGGCCUCAGGUCAGACGUUCAGGACAGAUAGUGUCCAGCACCAAAGGAGACAUUUGCCGCGCCACAUUACAGGUCACCAGCUUUUUUUGCCUCAUUGAGCAGACGCGCGUUACCAGGUCCUCAUGUUCUGUGAUGAAACUGUGAUGCUGCAGGAGUUUGGCGUUGAUCUCUGCACCGCGAUCCAGUGCAGCGAUGAUUUUAUAAAAACUUGUUUUCAGUGCCUUCGUUUGCUGACCAUUCAAUGACCAAUGAGAAUCUCUAAUGUUGACCUUAAACAUCAGCCAGAAAGUGCUUCUUUUUUUUUUUUUUUUUACUUCAGUAGUGAAGCGAGCCGACAAAAUAGAAUCAUUUGUUUCCCAACACAAAGGGACCAAAUCUAAUUAAAAAUCCAAUGUUAUAAAAUUACUGACACAAACAAAGAAGUUAUAUGAAUGCUGAAUUAUUUAAAAAAGUGACUGAAAAUCAGUUGAAUCGUUGAGUGCACAUGGAUGUUUUAGUGGUAUAAAUGAGUGGAAAUUGAUCUGGGAAUGUGAUGAUUUUUUUAAAGAAUUUAAUUAAUUAAAAAAUAUGAUUUACCUUAAUUUUUAUUUUAAAAGAAACUGUAAAACUUGAUUUUUUAAAAAUUGCUAAAUAUUGAAAAAGUUGCUACGUUUAAUGUAAAUCUAUCGAGACGAGAACAUUUAUUGAUUCAUUUUUUUGCAUUAAAGUUUAGUGACUUUUUUUGCAAAUCUGCAGCUUUUUACAAAAUUCAUUUAAAUCCACUUUAGACUUGCAAAUGUUUAUAAGGAUUUGAUUAAGUUGAAGACCCACUCCGAUCAUCUUUAGAACUAUUUUAAAUGGUGGUCUUUUAAUUAGGAUUUUUCUGUUUUUAGCAAAAGAAAUAAAAAUUUAGUUUUCUGGGACUUAGUUUCUGCAGAGCAGCAGUAGUUAAUCAGAAAUUCACCCCUAAAUUGUGGGCUGGACCGUUGGCGUGAAGCGUCCCCGCCCCCCUUCCCCUCCCUGUUGCUGAGAGCUCGUAGCAGGGAGCUUGUGGCCCACCCAUCGUAUUUUCUAGUCAUAAACAUGAUCUUUUUAAACUGCAUUUCUGUCAUCUGCUACUAAAUCUCACAAAUUUGAAUGAAAAAAUACCCAGAAAUGCAAUUUUAGGCUUAAUUUUCCUCAUAUAUGUCCUUCAUAUUCAGAAAAAUACCACAAGUAAAGGUUAAAAAGAGCUAAUUUUGAUCGGAGUGGGUCGCUUUAACCAUCACCACAUGAAAACCUCUCUUUGUCAACUCACCGUUUUUAUAGGAUUUCAUUUGUUUCGAUGUAGCAAACACGUUUCUAUUGAGCAUUCCAGCUUCAGCAGCAGCAGAAGUGCAGGUUGUUAGGAGAGGAUUUUGUCUCACUGGUCAGUUCUGGGGCGAUAACUGAACUGUGGGAUUUAAGCGUUUCCACUGAGCCUGAAUUUGACAAAAAAGCUGUUUUCACUGCAACGACAACCACUCGUUUUUUUGGAUUGAUGUAAAGAAUAAUAAAUACUGUAAUGGAAUGAUGGGAUAAUUUAACCUGAAAGUUGGGCUCUUUGCUAAAUUGAGUCAGCCUGUAAAGAAGCAUUAAAACAGAGUUUAGUAGUGAACCAUGUUGUCACUUGUAUGCAGAAAAUUAAGGAGAAAGUCAACUUUUCAACUAUGUGAACAUUUUGUAGGAAAUAAAUGGGUUCCAUAGACAUCUGGUUCAUUGAUUUCUUUGUUACCUUUGCAAAAAAAGAUCAUUUUUGUAUUAAUUUACACACUGAACUAAAACCAUUUGACUGAGCUGCUGUGAAGAGAAGCAAUAUGAGGUGGACUGUGUUAAAAACAUGCUAACUGCGAUCUCCACAUCAAGCUUCAGCUCUGCUGCUUUUUAUUUACCUACUUCAGUUGUUGCUUAUUGGAAUGAGGUCUUUACUUAUGUGUGUUUUAGAGUCAUUUCCUUAUUUUGUUCCUGUUGUUUUUGUGACAUUUUCCUGGGAUUUUAUGUUUUUUUUUUCUUUUGACUUUUCACUGUAAAUUCUGUAAAACAGAAUGUAAAUUGAAGUUGUCAUGCCGAGCUUGAAAUGAAAAAUAAAAUGUUCACACAGAUUUACUUCUAUGCCCUAGAAAAAA